AUGUCGUCAGCGUCCCGACGCUCAUAUAACCCGGGCCGCCGUAUGGGCAGCAGUAGGGAUCUUGGUAGGGCUCGCGCAGCUUCAAGAGCCCAACCAAUUGUUGUCGAGCACGACGAAGCCCGUAGUUUCGCCCUUCGGUCGGCUUACCUACAUUACCUUCUACAACCCAAGGCCAAGCGAAAGCAAUAUGUUGCAGCCCCGAAGCAACCAGUCCGAACUCACACCAGCGUUGGAGCCCUGGUGCAGGAAUUUACUUCCGGUUCUUCAUCAAGUUUUAAGCUACCACACAACUUCACCAGUGCUUUGCUCGAACGAUGCGGCGGCGUGCUGAGGGGCAGUGAGCGCCUGCCGGGCUAUAACGAUCCUGUCGUCAAGCGAAGCUUCGCUGAAGCUUAUACGACCUUCUCUGAAAAGAACUUCCGGAAAACCAUUGAUAAAGAGAGGAAACUCGAGCCGCUCAUUCUUAUGUUCUACACUUCUACCACUAAGGCAGCCCAGAAAGGAGCCGCUCCUGACGAUGAUUCUUGGAAGCUCAUUCCUGACCGUCACCUCGCUUUGUUUGUCCGUUUAAUUGCCACAAUCCUGCGAGAUCAAGGCCACGAUCGUGACAAGACUGAGCUCAUGUCCAAGUUGAGUAUACUCGAAAAGAAGCUCCUUACGAACGACCAGAACCUAGUUGGCGGCGGUGCUAGUGGUGCUGGAACAACCAUCGAGGUCGUUGUCCCCUUGAGCUAUGAUGUCAAAGACAUGCCUCUCGUUCAACAAGUAGUCAAGAUAUUUGGUUUGAGUCUUUCAGAAGCACAGGCCGAGAUCAACGAGAACAAAGGGGUGUGGACAGAAGAGGCUGCGCUCAAGGACCUCAAAUCGUAUCAGCACAGGCUCAACUCAGACAUGCCUGGUGCUCUGGGGAGCAAUGAUUUUGAUCUUGACGAUGCCUUCCUCGAGUGGAAAAAAGCCGAAUCGCCUCAUUUAUCACAGAUGAUGCUUGACAUAUUGACUGCCAAACCAGAGCUUGCCAAGACGUCCAGCGGUGGUGUUGACAAAGGUUUCUCCAGCCGGCCCCAGUCAACCUACAGCAAUCCGGGGUUUGAUAGCUCAAUGGGUUUUGAUCCAUCUAUCAACCUUGCAUCACUAGAUAUUGGAGAUUCCGGUAUUCGAGCAGUCGAGGAGAAUAUUUACACCUUUGUUCCUCAAGACCCCAGAGCGUUCUUCAAGUACAUUCUUAAGCAUGCCAUGACCUUUGACCAGAUCAAUAGCGAUCCUGAUCUUGACUACCAGCCCCUAUCGAAACAAUCCAUGGACCUUUUGACUGAGUUGUGUGUGAGAUGGAGGGUGCCACAGUUCUCCAGACUUAUCUCUCUGCUGGAAGUUGCAUCACGCAACUAUUUGGACCGAGAACUACUACCUGAAGAAUUGGAUGCCGUUUUUGAUUUCGUCAAGACGCCACUACCCGAGGUCAAAAAGCCUCCACAUGUUUCAAACUACUGCACUCCCCUAUCUGAGAUCGACCCCAGUCGCUGGACGGUACAUGAUUUUGCUGUAUACCAGCACACUCUGCAGACACUCCAUGAGACUCUGCUUCGUGACCUCUACGACCGGAUGGAGCAGUGCUAUGACACAAAGCCACCUCAAAUAGGCGUUGUCCAAUACAUAUUGGAUAAUCACAUCUUUAGCGACCCUUGCUUUUCACCUAAACCUGAAGCGGCCGAGGAGUUUGCUGAACAUCUGAGCCAGCGCCUCCAUGACCAGGCCCAAAAGACGUACGGUCAAUACAUGGAAAAGGAAAUAUCAGCCGAUCGAAAUGAAUGGGACUUUGCCAACGUGGUUAAGCUGGGCAAAACGGUUAUCAAGCUUUGUGAAAGAAUCAACAAACGAUAUACCAAAAACCCUGAAAUUAUGGGAGUGAAUCCCUUCCAGAUUCUAGUCGAAGAGGUAUUCCCACGAUUUGAAGAGGAUGCGCAUGCUAUCAUCGAGUCCAUUUUGGAGACAGCCCAGGAGACUGGCACCGAACUCGACAUACAAGACGGCUUCGAGCUGUAUAGGGAAUUGGUUGCGAUCCGUCGGAUUCACAACGAUUCCUUACCUGACCGUCCCUUCGCUUUCAAUAUCGAGAACCUUUUGGUCGAUUUUGUGUGGCGAUGGGUACGUGCCGCUGAGAACAGGGUGGAGGACUAUGUCGAGCAAGCCGUCAAACAGGACCAGUUCCAGGUGCGAACAGAAAAUCCCGAGGACAUCCCACGGGACGCAGAGAGACACAGCGUUUCCAUCAUUGACAUGUUUAUGCUUUUCAACCAGACCCUCGACACUAUAUUCAAUCUCAACUGGGGUAACGACGAGCAUCACGCUAGAUUCAUGACGUCUCUUUCGAAGGCGUUUGCCGCGGGCAUUGGCAAGUACUGUGAACUUGUCGAUCAGAAGUUCGGAAAGGAAAUGGAUCGCCCCUCUGCAGAGGAGAUGGCAGCACAGAAUCAAACCACCCAGGAGAAAUGGAUGAGAUAUGCGAAGGAUGCCUGGAACAACAAGGACCGCGUUGAGCCGUUCCAGUUCUAUUCUGAGUCUUUUGUCAAACUCAACAACAUCGAAUAUGCUAUGCAGGAGCUUGACAAGUUGGAGCGGGCUAUGGACCCCGAUGCCUGUGCUUUACUCUUGGAGAAGCUUGACGGGCCAAAGAAGAAAACCCGACGACCCAACAAGUACACAUUCACGAUCAAAGUAGUCGAGGCUGAGGAUCUUAAGGCAUGCGACACCAAUGGCUACAGCGAUCCAUACGUGGUGUUUGGUGAUGAAUAUCAGAAGCGGCUACACAAGACGAGAAUUAUUCAGAGGAGUCUCAAUCCACGUUGGGACGAGACUUUUGACAUAACAGUUCAAGGUCCUGUCAACAUGAUUGCGACUAUCUGGGACUACGACACCUUUGGCGACCACGAUUACGUCGGGCGAACAUCACUCAAGCUUGACCCUGUUCAUUUCAGUGACUACCUGCCCCGCGAAUUUUGGCUGGACUUAGACUCGCAGGGUCGAUUACUCAUUAGAGUUAGCAUGGAGGGUGAGAGAGAUGAUAUACAGUUUCAUUUCGGAAAGGCCUUCCGGCAUCUGAAGCGCACUGAGAGAGACAUGGUCCGGAAGGUUACGGAUAAGCUCACGUCUCAGAUCAACCAUACCCUGUCUUUGGAAACUCUCAGGCACUUGCUGGGUACGGGCGGUAUUGGCGCAUCUGUCACAAGUCUUUGGAAAAAGCGAGCAUCAACGAUGCCUUCCGUGACCCCGGCUCAGGUCGAGGCGGCACUGGCGCCGCUGUUUGCUUAUUUCGAUGAAAACUUUGCCAUUAUGAAACAGACAUUGACCAAGGCCACAAUGGAUGCCGUCAUGGCACGGCUCUGGAAAGAGGUUCUAAUGGUCAUUGAGAACCUCUUGGUGCCACCCUUGUCGGAAAAGCCUUCACAGCAACGGCCCCUUUCACGAAAGGAACUAGACAUUGUCUACCACUGGUUGGACUUGCUGUUUCAAUUCUUCAAUGCCAGAGAUGAGUCAGGAGAGCAGCUCGGUGUUCCAGCCGAAACUCUCAAGUCGCCUAAGUGGCACGAGCUUGCCUCGCUGAACUUCUUCUACUUUGAGGAUACUAACAGUCUAAUCCGUGAGUCGGAAAGAAUGGCGGCUGCAACGACAGAGCGAGCACGUCUAGCUCUCCAACAUCAGAACUCGCAGAGUAACCGUCUGUCAGCUCCGGCAGCACUUGGAGCAUCCCUCGGUGGUGCAGGGUCGUUUGCAAGCAUGGGCACGAUCAGACGCGGAAAGAGUAUCAUGAUGAGCCGUAACCUGGGCACCAUGCGUAAGGCAAAGGAGGCAAAGAGGCGUGAGGCGCAAGCAGAUCCGAGCGAUGAUAUGAUUCUGCGUAUCCUCCGUAUGCGACCAGAGGCGGCGCCUUAUCUCAGGGACCGGCAUCGCCAGAAGGAGAGGCAGGCUGCUACUGCUGCUGCUGCCCUGAUCGUCAAGAAUAGUGUGACCCAGGGCUGGAACUCUUCAGCAGGCCCGGCUUUUGGUGGCAAUUUUGGACGGAACAAUUUGCCAAGACGAUAA
This is a messenger RNA of Fusarium poae, 4077 nucleotides long. RefSeq lists its product as uncharacterized. The coding region runs from base 1 to 4077 and encodes 1358 amino acids. The record is from RefSeq and is a predicted model, not a curated record. The transcript has 3 exons. NCBI's taxonomy places the organism in Eukaryota, Fungi, Ascomycota, Sordariomycetes, Hypocreales, Nectriaceae.